GGGGAGCAGCCGUAAAGGCAGACGAAGCUUUGCUGGCUGACUUGCCCACCAUGGACCCCUUCUUCCCGGGCCAUGGACUAGUACAUGGAAGGUUGGGGACCACAGCUGUGCAGGGAACCACACCUCCCUCUGAGCAUUCUCCUUCUCUGCAGAUCUCCUAGUGUGUCAUCAUUUAUUGUCUACAUGUCCAUUUCUGGCUGUCUGUGCAGCUCUUGAACGCAGGGAUCCCCAGUGCUAGCAUCAGAUGUGCUAAUGCCUAGAGUGUGCUUGGCACACACAUGGCCAAUGAAGUCGGUGCUGUGGAACUGGUGCUCCAAAGACCACAGCGAACUGCACGUGUCUGGAUGCGAGUCCCACGGGGCUGCAGCACCGGUGGAUAAAGACAAAGGGGUGGCACCUGCCUCGAGGUGAUCUCCACUGCUGCCUCCCUGCUCCUGAUCCCAGAGAAGGGGCUUGGUUUCCACUCUCAGGCCUUCCUGAAGUAGGAACAGAAUGAGUCCCACUUGCAUUGUUCCGGCUGUUGCUCCAGGCUGUGUGUAUCUGGGGGAUUCAUUUCGUUUCCAAAACAGGCUUAUGAAGCAGGGAGGAAGAGGGGGAGUCUUACAGAGAUGAAGCAACUGGCCUGAGAGCAAAAUUGGGGUUUGAUCCCAGAUCGGCUGUCUCCAAAGCAGGGCUGAGGUGCGAUGGUUUGGUGUGGCGCUUCUCCAAGGAGCUAUAAGAUUUUUCUGUCAAGUCGAUGCUGCAGUGGAGGUUUGAUUUAUUUCUCAAUUGCUAAAUAAAAUUAGAGUGAUAGGUAGAGUGCCAUAUGACAAAGGUGGCUUCCCUUACGUAAAUGCCAUAGACAAAGGAGUCAGGAGACUGGACUCUGAGCUGCUGGUGGGUGAGGCUGCAGCCUCGCUCAUUGCCUGAAAAACAGUAAAUGAAAUUUAAGAUGAUGUUGAACGAGUGAGAAGGUGGCUGUGUAAAUAUUACAGAAAAAUGGGUCUGGGAGAUGUCACUAUUCAAGCUAGAAGAUUGUGAAUUUCUGUGAGUGCAUUAAAAUCAUUUCUACUAUUCUUUUCAAAUUUGAAAGUGACUCAGAUUUUCCUGCACUUUUGAGAUUUCUGGAGACUGAAAAUUUCAAAGGGAUUGAAGAGGCUGGGGUUUUGGGGAUCAGUCCUUCUGACCCGGAAACAUUUUAAGUGGAAAGUUAGCUUCCCUAAGCCAUCGACACUGUGAUUGCUACUUGUAAGUUUCUUCAGUUUGGGGAUUACUUCUGCUUUGCAGAAAUUAUCUGUGUGGACAUGCAUAAUUUAUAACAAUCUCUGGUGAAACCUCAGAAAAGAAGAUACGUGUGUGUUGCAGAUGGAUGUCUGAGGCUGCGUCAGAACCCAGUGGAAACGCUCCCUGGGUGGCACGAGCCUGUGUGAGCCGCAACUCAGAGGGACAGCCUUUUGGGGCUUCCUUCUCCAGAAGAGUGGGACACGGUUAAAAAGGAAAAAGGAGACGUGAGCAGCACAGAGUUGCCAAAGAAAUAGGAGAGGGAGAUCUUCUGAGAACGCAGGGCCUGGCCGGGCUCCAUGCUCUCGUCCACAGGAGGAGAUGGCCCAAGAAGUGAACCUGGAUUCUCUGAAGGAGCUGGAACGCGAGGCCAUUCUGCAGGUCCUGUACCGAGACCAGGCCGUCCAAAGCCUAGAGGAGGAGAGGAUACGGAAACUGCAAACGCAGCUGCAGCAUCUGCGGUGGAAGGGGGCGAAGAGCAUCAGCCAGGAGUGCACAGAGAAGUCCUGCGCCCGCUGCCAGAGGCUGCUGGGGCUUCUGCUGCACCGGGGCGCCGUGUGCCAGGGCUGCAGCCACCGCGUGUGCUCCGAGUGCCGCGUGUUCCUGAGGGGGACGCACGUCUGGAAGUGCACUGUGUGCUACGAGGACAGAAAUGUGAAAAUAAAAACUGGACAGUGGUUCUUUGAGGAGCGAGCCAAGAAAUUUCCAACUGAAGGCAAACACGAGACAGUGGGAGCAAAGCUCUUGCAAUCUUAUCAGAAGCUGAGCAAAAUUUCUGUGGUUCCUCCUACGCCACCUCCCCUCAGCGAGAGCCAGUGUGGCAGCAGCCCUGGCAGGUUACAGGAACUUGGUCAGUUUAAAGGAUUUAAUAAGUCCGUGGAAAAUUUGUUUCUAUCUGUUGCCACCCACAUAAAAAAGCUUUCCAAGUCCCAGAAUGACAUGACUUCUGAGAAGCAUCUCCUGGCCACAGGCCCCAGGCAGCGUGCAGUCAGGACAGAGAGACGGAGCCAGUCUGACACUGCUGUCAACGUCACCACCAGGGUCCCCACACUAGAUGUUCUGAAGUCUCUCAAUCCAGAGGACUCCAAAAGUGCUACUCUCCCUGUUUUGAAGCAAGGAAAUCUCUCAACCAGUCUGACGCCCCACAGGUCUUUCUCUGGAGGUUCAAGACACGGAAGUUUAAUUAGCAUUAACAGCACUUGUACAGAGAUGGGCAAUUUUGACAAUGCUAAUGUCACCGGAGAAAUAGAAUUUGCCAUUGGUUAUUGCUUCAAAACCCAUUCUUUAGAAAUAUGCAUCAAGGCCUGUAAGAACCUUGCCUAUGGAGAAGAAAAGAAGAAAAAGUGCAAUCCGUACGUAAAGACCUACCUGCUUCCUGACAGGUCUUCCCAGGGAAAACGCAAGACUGGAGUCCAAAGGAACACGGUGGACCCGCACUUUCAGGAGACCUUGAAGUAUCAGGUGGACCCUGCCCAGCUGGUGACCCGGCGGCUGCAGGUCUCUGUGUGGCACCUGGGCACGCUCACCCGGAGAGUGUUUCUUGGAGAAGUGAUAAUUCCUCUGGCUGCAUGGGACUUUGAAGACAGUGCAACACGGUCUUUCCACUGGUAUCUGCUCAAGGCCAAGGCCGAGAAACAUGAAGAUGGCAUUCCUGAGAAUAAUGGCGAACUCACAGUCCGGGCUAAGUUGGUCCUCCCUGCUGGGCCCAGAAACUUGCAGCAGGCUCAAGAAGGGACAGAUCAGCCACCACUUAAUGGUCAACUCUGUUUGGUAGUGCUGGGAGCCAAGAAUUUACCUGUGCGGUCGGAUGGUACCUUAAAUUCAUUUGUGAAGGGCUGUCUCACUCUGCCAGACCAACAAAGACUGAGACUGAAGUCCCCAGUCCUCAAGAAGCAGGCUUGUCCCCAGUGGAAACACUCCUUUGUCUUCAGUGGUGUGACGGCGUCGCAGCUGAGGCAGGCGAGCCUGGAGUUAAGUGUCUGGGACCAGGCUGUCUUUGGGGUGAACGACCGCCUGCUGGGGGCAGCCAGACUCGGGCCAAAGGGAGAUGCACUUGGUGGUGCAGACUCAUGUGCACAAUCGAAGCUUCACUGGCAGAAAGUUCUUUCCAGCCCCAAUUUGUGGACUGACAUGACACUCGUCCUGCACUGAGGUGAAGGCUCCACAGCUCCGGGCUAAACAGGUGUGAAGAGAGGGGCUAAGAACUGGGUGUGGGGCCGCAGCUGGGAAAGACUCCCGGAUGCAGUCUCCACCUACGGUCCUGCUGGGUGGCUAAGACACCUAUUGUUAACUCUGUAUUUAAAUUAAACAGCCAUGUUACAUAAACCAGUUGUGUGUUCUCUGGGAAAUGACCAGAUUUCAAUAAACGUUCCGAUCACUGUGUUGAGUGGUGACAAAUAUAGCUUUGUCAUAUGCACUGACAAGGAAGAGCCUGGUGAGAAUGAUCCCUCCUCUCCUGGGGGCAGUUGUUUCCAGAGCUGGCUGGCUGGCCUGUGGGGUGAUUGGGGACCAGGCAUGGCCCAAGGACUCAGGCCAUGCCUGCUCCCCCAGCACAGAGCUCGGGCCCCACCCCAUCCACAGAUGCACAGAGCUCCCAUUUUGAUGCCUGCGGUGGGGAAUUCUCCUGCUCAUGACAAUGAAAAGGUGAGCGCGUGUGGAAAGGACCUGAGUAGAACCAACGGUGUGUGGAAGCCAGCAUCCUCCUGGCUCUACAGCUGUGGGAGACAGAGCAGGGUUUUCUGCAGAAAUGCAGAGGGUUAAGGACAGUCCCUUCACGGCUUGAGUCUAAAUGGCCAUAAUAGUGUUGUGUUUUUCAAACAAGUCAAUUACAUGCACAAAUACUAAAAAAAAUCAUUUAAAAAAAUCGUUUUUACAGAUAUGAAUAUAGCAGUUAAUCAGCUUAUCACUGCCCUCACAUCAAUCAAGUGCUGUGGUUGCAUGGUUUGUAAUAUGUAAUUCCUUUAUUAUUCUGUAAAAGGUAACAAAAUAUACAGAACAAAACUUUCCCUUUUUAAAACUAAUGUUACAAACCCAUAUUGUCACUUAUAAAUACUACACUCUACAGCUGAUCAUUAAUUAGGCAUGUAAGUCCAACAAUGUGUCCUUCUAACUGAUAAGCAGAAAACCAAAAAGGAAAAAAAAACUUAAAAAGUUGAUCCAAGCGUGCCCUCCCUCGGCCCAUGCUGAGCGAGCCACGGCUCUGCCACCAGCUGCACGCACUGA
This is a messenger RNA of Nycticebus coucang (slow loris), 4482 nucleotides long. RefSeq names its product synaptotagmin like 3 (gene SYTL3). Gene Ontology annotation, biological process: intracellular protein transport; exocytosis. NCBI's taxonomy places the organism in Eukaryota, Metazoa, Chordata, Mammalia, Primates, Lorisidae. Gene Ontology annotation, molecular function: small GTPase binding; neurexin family protein binding. The coding region runs from base 1582 to 3411 and encodes 609 amino acids. The transcript has 16 exons. Gene Ontology annotation, cellular component: plasma membrane; exocytic vesicle. The record is from RefSeq and is a predicted model, not a curated record.